UACCCAGCAGUCCCGGGGCAGAGUCGUCACCAGCGUCCUUUGGAGCGGAAGAAACAUGGCGUCCGCUACUCGCACCAUCCAGAAGCUGCGGAACUGGGCGUCUGGGCAAGACCUUCAGGCGAAGCUGCAGUUGCGCUACCAGGAGAUCGCCAAGCGGACCCAGCCACCUCCUAAGCUCCCUGUGGGCCCCAGUCACAAGCUGUCUAACAAUUACUACUGCACUCGUGAUGGCCGGCGGGAAGUUGUGCCUCCAUCAGUCAUCAUGUCUUCACAGAAGGCUCUGGUUUCGGGCAAGACAGUUGAGAGGUCUUUGCAUCACGUGCGUGUCUGGCAACUGCAGAGGCCAAAAGAGGGGAUCUGGUCCCCUGGAACUGGAAUGGAAUUACAGUCAGUUGUAAGCUGCCAUCUCAGCUGUGGCAGCCACUGAGAAGAAGGCAGUGACGCCCGCUCCUCCAAUGAAGAGGUGGGAGCUGUCCAAGGACCAGCCAUACCUAUGACACUGCCCAAGGCUACUUUGUCUGGUCCCCCAGAGUCAUCCGACUGCUUUUCCUCCUUGGAUUUCCUCUGGAAAGAGUGUGACCUAAUUUAUAACAAAUACAGAGCUCACAUUAUUUCCA
Messenger RNA from Arvicola amphibius (Eurasian water vole), 617 nucleotides. RefSeq names its product NADH:ubiquinone oxidoreductase subunit A7 (gene Ndufa7). The transcript is spliced from 5 exons. Gene Ontology annotation, cellular component: mitochondrial inner membrane. Gene Ontology annotation, biological process: ATP synthesis coupled electron transport; mitochondrial electron transport, NADH to ubiquinone. Lineage: Eukaryota; Metazoa; Chordata; Mammalia; Rodentia; Cricetidae. The record is from RefSeq and is a predicted model, not a curated record. The coding region runs from base 56 to 427 and encodes 123 amino acids.